CUCAGUGGUACUGGACAAGAGCGUUGUUUUUAUUUUAACAAUCUCCUAUCAAAAUGCGGGAAAUAAGUUUAAUUUUAACGGUCUUUUUUGCAGUAUUCUAUUCUAUUGAAGCAGUGCCCCUCAUCAAAAAAUGUAAAACUGACGAUUCAAAAUGUGUGAAGGCAUCGAGUGUAGAUGCGAUACCUAUGUUUGCGGCUGGUAUACCCGAAUACGGUGUGAAAACUCUGGAUCCCAUAACCUUCCCCAAAAUCGACGCAAGUUCACCAAAUUUGAAACUAAUUUUAACAGAUGUCACAUUCAAAGGUCUUAAAAAUUGUCAAGCCAAAAAGGUCAAACUUGAUAAAUCGAAAGGAAAACUUUUGAUUAAGUUGCUAUGCUCUGUCGACAUGGAUGGGUCCUAUGAGAUGAAUGGAAAGCUGUUAAUCCUGCCUAUUGAGGGCAAAGGGCCAGUUCAUGUUAAGCUAAGGAAAGCGGAAGUGAACGUCGAGGUGGACGUUGAUUUCCAAUCCGCCAAAUGGGAGAUCAAGGAAUGGAAACACUCAUAUGAAUUAAAAGAUAACUCAGAAGUUGUUUUCGAAAAUCUAUUCAACGGUAACGAAGUUCUGGCGAGUGCAGCCCGUGACGUCAUCGCAAACAGCGGCAAUGAAAUCAUCACAGAAGUUGGACCACCAGUCAUCAAAACUGUUGUUGACGAAGUCGUUAAGUCCAUUAAAGCUUUCUUCGAUGCUGUUCCUGCAAGCGAAUUGGCCUUAGAUUAAAACUAUUAAAUAUAUAAAGUCUAUUGUAAUAUAAGUA
Messenger RNA from Papilio machaon (common yellow swallowtail), 795 nucleotides. It is a transcript of the gene Fmxg18c17, whose product is annotated as circadian clock-controlled protein daywake. NCBI's taxonomy places the organism in Eukaryota, Metazoa, Arthropoda, Insecta, Lepidoptera, Papilionidae. The record is from RefSeq and is a predicted model, not a curated record. The coding region runs from base 54 to 758 and encodes 234 amino acids. The transcript is spliced from 5 exons.